Molecule: messenger RNA, 2087 nt
Organism: Pteronotus mesoamericanus
Lineage: Eukaryota; Metazoa; Chordata; Mammalia; Chiroptera; Mormoopidae
Gene: GNL3L
Product: G protein nucleolar 3 like
Exons: 16
Coding region: 152-1858 (568 amino acids)
Cellular component (GO): nucleolus
Molecular function (GO): GTP binding
Source: RefSeq, a predicted model, not a curated record
GCGCUCAGCUAGCCGGCCGCGCGGUGAGGGUCGUCCAUUGAAGGCGAAACAAGAGGCGCACUCCACUCAGGAAUAGAGAGGUAAAGAGCCAGCUCCCUUCCAAGGAAGAAAACCUACAGAUUUGAACCGGUAUCCUUUUAAGCUGGUCAUCAUGAUGAAACUUAGACACAAAAAUAAAAAGUCUGGUAAAGGUUCCAAAGGCUGCAAGAAGAAUGGGAAGAAAACAGCCUCCAAGUUGGCCUCUGUUCCCCAGCUUGUUCACUCCAAUGAUCAUGCCAUCCGGGAGGCUGGAUUAAAGAAGAAGAGGGUUGAAGAGAUGAGGGAGAAGCAGCAGGCUGCGCGGGAGCAGGAGAGAUACAGACGCAGGACCAUUGAGAGCUACUGUCAAGAUGUCCUGCGUCGCCAGGAGGAAUUUGAGAGCAAGGAGCAAGUUUUGCAGGAAUUAAAUAUGUUUCCUCAGCUGGAUGAUGAGUCCACAAGGAAGGCUUAUUACAAGGAGUUCCGUAAGGUGGUGGAAUACUCUGAUGUGAUUCUGGAAGUUCUGGAUGCCAGGGACCCAUUGGGUUGUCGCUGCUUCCAGAUGGAGGAGGCUGUGCUGCGGGCAGAAGGCAGCAAGAAGCUGGUCCUGGUCUUGAACAAGAUUGACCUGGUCCCCAAGAAGAUAGUAGAGAAGUGGCUGGAUUACCUUCGGAAUGAGCUGCCAACUGUGGCUUUCAAGGCUAGCACUCAGCAUCAGGUCAAAAACCUGAAUCGUUGCAGUGUGCCAGUGGAGCAGGCCUCUGAGUCACUGCUGAAGAGCAAAGCCUGCUUUGGAGCUGAAAACCUCAUGAGGGUUCUGGGGAACUAUUGCCGCCUUGGUGAAGUGCGCACCCACAUCCGUGUUGGUGUUGUGGGCCUUCCUAAUGUUGGGAAGAGCAGCCUGAUCAAUAGUUUGAAACGUAGCCGUGCUUGCAGCGUGGGAGCCGUUCCUGGGGUCACCAAGUUCAUGCAGGAAGUCUACCUGGACAAGUUCAUCAGGCUGCUGGAUGCGCCAGGCAUUGUCCCAGGACCCAACUCAGAGGUGGGCACCAUUCUGCGCAACUGCAUCCAGGUGCAGAAGCUGGCGGACCCUGUGACCCCGGUGGAGACCAUCCUGCAACGUUGCAACCUGGAGGAGAUUUCCAACUAUUAUGGUGUCUCUGGGUUCCAGACCACUGAGCACUUUCUGACUGCGGUGGCCCAGCGCUUGGGGAAGAAGAAGAAAGGAGGCAUAUACAGCCAGGAGGAAGCAGCCAAAGCUGUCCUGGCUGAUUGGGUGAGUGGGAAGAUCAGCUUCUAUACACUCCCACCAGCCACCCACACUCUGCCCACCCAUCUUAGUGCUGAGAUUGUUAAGGAGAUGACUGAAGUCUUCGACAUUGAGGAUACAGAGCAGGCCAACGAAGACACCAUGGAAUGUUUGGCCAAUGGAGAAUCUGAUGAGCUAUUGGGUGACAUGGAUCCGCUCGAAAUGGAGAUCAAGUGGCUCCAUUCUCCGAUGAUGAAAAUAGUAGAUGCUUUGGAAAAUAAAACCACCGUGUGUAAGAUUGGAGAUGGAGAGCUCACUGGGUAUUGCACCAAUUCGAACCGUCAUCAGAAGGGGUGGGCUAAGCGCAAUGUGGACGACUACCCUAGGAAUGUCUGCCCAGUGGACCGCCGCCCAAUGAUACAGAGGAUCAUGGAGACAGACCCCCUGCAGCAGGGCCAGGCUCUGGCAUUUGCCCUGAAGAAUAAGAAGAAGAUGCAGAAGCGUACAGAUAAACUCGCCAGUAAGCUGUCUGAUUCCAUGAUGUCUGCCCUUGACCUCUCUGGCAAUGCUGAUGACAGUGCUGGUGACUGAUUGACUGAUCCCCUCUCCAAGUGCCAGCUCCAGUAGGAUGGGGGGAAUACAGAUGAAAUAAAGUGGUUUGUUUCUCCCUGAAGCACCUGUAUAUUAAAAGAACCACACCUUCCCUGAUACUUUUCACCAUUCUUCAGGGGAAAGAAAGAGUCCCAAGUAGCUGGAACUGGCCAACCCAAUAUCCUUUAUUUAAUCCCCACUGUUUUCCAAGACAAAUAAAAGCAAUUAU